ACAAAGCGUCAACCCCAACCCCAAGCAACGGUCAAGGCAUGAAAAAUUGCAAGCAACUCAAGAUGUAAAACACAAGAAUCAUCUAGGAAGUCAUAGAACCCACCAAGCCAUUGCCCUGAGUUACUGCUGAAACAACCCCCAAAACCUCCCCUUUUCGGAUUCCCACAUUCACUACGAUACAGUUGAGCAACGUUGGAGACCAAGCCACCAACCGAGGGGAAUGCGGAGACUCACCAAUACCAGCAAACACUUUUAGCAAGUCGGAUUCCAUGACAACAACAUUAGCACAAAUACAUUAAAUCACAUCUUUUUAUUUUCCAUUUUAAAUAUUUAAAAUGGAAAAGCAGGGCACGGUUUAUUUUUUAGAUAAGCAGGGCACGUGAGUCCAUAGUCCAUUCCUUCUUCCUCCUCUGCCUUAGUCAGCUCAGGCAAGCAGUUCCAUGCCAUGAAUGCUCGAUGGCUUGGUGCCGGAGAAGCCGUGGAGGUUCAUGUUUUGGUUGGCGCCGUUAAAGUAAAGAAUAAGGCAGUUGAAUUUGCUUCUAGCAAUAUAAGGAAGCCAUGGACGUUUUUCAACUUCCUCCAUUGUCGUCUUGCUGGUGCAGCAGGAACACCAAAGAAUGGAGGAGCCACGUGCGUUCUGUGUUUUUUAAUAUAUAUUUUUUCUAACAUGUUCAGUCGUUAAGUUUGUGCUAUUCAAGAAGCACCGACCCAGAUCCAAAAUCAACUAUCUUUCGUUUUCUCAUGUUGGGUAGUUUUGCUAAUUUCAUAGUUCGGAUUGUACCAGGUGAGUGUUUUGCCCUUAACUUUGCUUUCAGUUCUCAUAAUUCGACACUGUUUGUUUAUUUCUUAUAUUUUCCAUGGAGGAACCACUCUGAACUAGUGAACUCUACACUAGAGGUUGAACUUUUUUAUAGAAAAAAUUUAACUUCUACUGUGAAACCACUGCAGCUUGAUCAACUGAGAAAACCCUUUUCACCUUCUUAGUUUUAAAAUUGUUAAAGUAAUGAUUAUCAUAUAUGUUUGAAUUCUGAAAUAAUAAGUGAGUAGCAAGAUAGUGUUUUGAGAGAGGGGUGAUUUGUGGGAUACACUUGCCUUUUAGGGCUGUUUAUAGUUUAAUCUUUCAAUGAAGAUACAUGUCACCAAUCACACCAUUUUAGGGGUAAAAGUAGAUAAUGUUCAUUGCACAGCAAGAGGACAUAGGCCAAUUAUGCAAUAUUUUACUGUCACCAUUUUCGGGGUUUUCCAUAAAUCCUUUCCCUAAACUAAUUCUGUCAAAAAUAAAAUGCAAUCAUGUUCUCUUCAGUCUUCUCUAUCAUAUAAAUUAGAUAGUGUUUAUGAGCUGAGCCUAUGGCUUCUGUCUGAUAGGUUUCAGGUUUCCAAAGGUUGCAUUUUGUUAAGUGCAAUUCGCAGCAUUGUUCUGAAGAUAAAAGAGGAAGGGAGCAUAGGAUGAGAACCCUGUACAGGAAUCCAACUGCUUCACCUUGGAAUCCAGGGAGUAGAUAUUGCUCUACUUGGACUGUGAUAUGGAGCUUCUUGGGAUGCCUACUUUUGCUUCAUCUAUAUUCAAGUGUCCACCGCGAACAUGGGGAAGGUGGAGAGGUCAAAUUGCAUGCGAGUAUUCAUCAUCAUCCUCAGCUCCAUGAACUCCAACAAGUGGAAAAUGAGAAAUUCCAAAUUCCCCCUGCAAAGAGGAAGAGGUCCCCUCAGGGAGGGAAACACGGGCCUAAGCGGAUAACCCCAUUGGUUGAUGAAUUCUUGGAUGAACAUUCCCAAGUGAGACAUGUUUUCUUUCCCGGUAAAAGAAGUGCUAUAGAUCCAAUGAAGGCUAUGGGAAACGAUAGUUAUUACUAUUAUCCCGGGAGAAUUUGGUUGGAUACUGAUGGAAAUCCUAUUCAAGCCCAUGGAGGGGGCAUUAUAUAUGAUGAAAAAUCAAGCAUGUACUAUUGGUAUGGUGAAUAUAAAGAUGGACCUACCUACCAUGCUCGUGAUAAAGGAGCUGCUCGGGUGGACAUCAUAGGAGUUAGUUGCUAUUCUUCUAAGGAUUUGUGGACCUGGAAAUAUGAGGGUAUUGUACUAGCAGCUGAGCCAACAAAUGAGACCCAUGAUCUGCACAAGUCCAAUGUGCUUGAGAGGCCAAAAGUGAUCUACAAUGAGAAGACCAGAAAGUAUGUGAUGUUGAUGCAUGUUGACAAUGCCAAUUACACAAAAGCCUCUGUUGGCAUCGCAGUUAGUGACAGACCUUAUGGUCCAUUUGAAUAUCUCGGUAGCGAAAGGCCCCACGGAUAUGAAAGCAGGGACAUGACAGUUUUCAAAGAUGAAGAUGGUGUGGCAUAUCUAAUCUACUCCUCUGAAGGAAACAAUGUGAUGCACAUUGGUCCCUUAGCUGAAGAUUAUCUCAAUGUAACAUCUGUCAUGAAAAGGGUUUUUGUGGGACAGCGCAGAGAAGCACCAGCUAUGUUCAAGUACAAAGGAACAUAUUACAUGAUCACAUCAGGGUGCACUGGUUGGGCUCCAAAUGAGGCACUUGCUCAUGCUGCUGAGUCAAUUUUUGGGCCUUGGGAAACCAUUGGAAAUCCAUGCAUUGGAGGGAACAAAAUGUUUAGAGUCGCUACUUUCCUUGCUCAGAGUAGUUUUGUGCUUCCACUCCCUCAGUUUCCUGGUUCGUUUAUUUUCAUGGCGGAUAGAUGGAAUCCUGUUCAGUUAAGAGACUCAAGAUAUGUGUGGUUGCCUUUGAUAGUGGCUGGAACUGGACCUGCUGAUGAAUACAGUUCUGGAUUCCCAUUAUGGUCAAGAGUUUCUAUCUAUUGGCAUAGGAGAUGGAAACUGCCUCAGGGAUGGAGCACAUUCAAAUGAUGUAGUUUCAUGGAUGUAUUUUACAAUUUCUAGUAACUUUUGUAGAAAUAUCACAAUAAUUGGAUAUAUGGUUGAUUUUUAUUAUGUUUGCUA
Molecule: messenger RNA, 2946 nt
Organism: Lotus japonicus
Lineage: Eukaryota; Viridiplantae; Streptophyta; Magnoliopsida; Fabales; Fabaceae
Exons: 2
Coding region: 1447-2853 (468 amino acids)
Biological process (GO): carbohydrate metabolic process
Molecular function (GO): hydrolase activity, hydrolyzing O-glycosyl compounds
Source: RefSeq, a predicted model, not a curated record